Molecule: messenger RNA, 3147 nt
Organism: Lachancea mirantina
Lineage: Eukaryota; Fungi; Ascomycota; Saccharomycetes; Saccharomycetales; Saccharomycetaceae
Source: the annotation of a GenBank genome assembly
AUGGCUCUUAAAAAGUUGGUUUCAUUCCAAGUCGAUUAUGCUCCGCAAUACCAUCUUACCAAGUUCAUAUCUCCAAGAACAAAGCUGCAAUUAGUGCACAUUAACAACACGUCGUCUCCUCUGGUACAAGGAUAUUUUGCCGUAGCUACAGAGUGCGCUACUGACUCUGGUGUCCCACAUACACUAGAGCACCUUGUGUUUAUGGGAUCUGAACAACAUCCUUAUAAGGGCCUAUUGGACACUGCAGGAAAUCUGUGUAUGUCUUUGACAAACGCUUGGACUGCUACAGACCAAACUGUCUAUACAUUAACCUCUGCUGGUUGGAAAGGUUUUCAGAAAUUGCUACCAGUGUACUUGGAUCACAUUUUAAAUCCAACUAUCACCGAUGAAGCUUGUAUGACCGAAGUUUACCAUUUCGAUCCGAACGACAUGCAAGAGAAAGGCGUGGUUUUCAGUGAAAUGGAAGGUAUCGAGUCUCAAAGUUGGUUCAUCACAAUGCUCGAGAAACAGCGUCAAUUGUUUCCAGAAGGUAGUGGUUAUAGGUCUGAAACGGGCGGACUGACGCCUCAGCUUCGCGAUUUAACCAACAAAGAAAUUAGAGAGUUCCAUAGGGACAUGUACUCACCUGAUAAUCUAUGCUUGAUUAUCUCGGGUAAUGUGCCUGAAGAUGAGCUUGUCAAACUUGUCGAAGAGUUCGAUGCCACUUUGCCUGCAGCCCGGGAAGAACGUAAACGUCCGUUCCUAAACAGCGAAAACUCGCAAAUUCCGGCUACAAGAUCCGAGAUCUCCGAGAGUCUGAUUGAAUUCCCUGAAACGGAUGAAACUCAAGGUGAGGUUUUGUUAUCGUGGAUUGGACCAUUCUAUGAAUCCCACACCGAGAACCUCGCAGUUUCACUCAUCAUGGAUUAUUUUACUGAGACGUCACUGGCGCCUUUCAAUAAAGAGCUCAUCGAAGUCAAAGAACCUUGCUCUAAUUUCACCGAAAACUGGACCGACGACUACAUGCGGACUAUACUCAACUUGAACUUCCAUGGUGUCCCCGCGGAUAAACUCCAGGCUACAAGAACCAAGAUUUUGAAUAUUUUGCAGACCCAUAAGAUUGAUUUACAGAGAAUGAAGCAAGUCCUGGAAAAUGAGAAAUGGGAAUAUAUCUUGAAAUGUGAGAAAAUGGGUGCCACCACUCUGGGUCAAAUCUGCAUUACUGAUUUUCUAUAUGGUCCCGAAGAUGGGCGUAUACUAGAAUCCUCGCUUGCUACGCUUGCCGAUUAUGACCUACUUAGCCAGUGGUCCCAAGCUCAAUGGCAAGACCUAUUGCAAGUAACGUUUCUGGACAACAAGCCCGUCAUUGUGCUUGGUAAGCCAAGUGCCGAAAUGUAUACCCAGAUGGAUAAGGACAAGGCGGAAAGAAUCAAGGACAUAGACGAAAAGCUUGGCUCUCAAGGUAAAGAACAAAUCAAGCAAAAACUCAAAGAGGCAGUGGAGCAUAAUUCAACACCAAUACCGAAUGACCUUCUAAAUGAAUUUGCUAUUGAAAACCUUCAGGAUAGCGUUAAAUUCAUUGAAACUAAGGGUGCAUCGAGCUUUGAAUCAAGGUUCAAUGAUCAAAAUGAUGGUUUUGCCCGAAAGGUGAGGAAUUCAAGACCUGAAAAUUUCCCGUUUGCCAUUCAUUUUGAACAAUUGCCAUCCAAGUUCAUUGAAUUGAGAGUAUUGCUAAAUACUGCUAAUUUGACUGAUAUUAAGCUUUUGCCAUUAUAUCACGUUUUAUGCGAACUGUUUUCCAUGCCCAUGAAGAACGAGGAUGGAUCCAUAGUCAAAUUUGAUGAUGUGAUUGCAACUUUAAAGGAGGAGACUGUCGAUUCCCAGAUUGGUCUUGGUAUGGCAUCAGACUUCCCCGAUCUUAUUGAAUUUAAAAUAAGUUGCAGGAAUUCUCAGUAUCAAGACGCCGUGAAGUGGAUUAAGCACUGCUUGUAUGAUAUGAUUUUCGACAAAGAAAGAGUAGAGGUCUUACUGGAAAAAUAUCUGAGCUCAAUCGUCGAACUCAAGCGUGAAGGCGAUAUAAUGAUGAGCUCGAUCAUGGACAGAAACUUCUUUUCCAGCAAAUCUAUGAAGAAGUCCGCAGAUGCCUUGUUCGCCCAAGCUUUCUUGGAAGAUAUCAUGGAAAGAAUUAAGAAUGGAGAUUAUGAAUCCACAGUUCUGCCUAUGUUCGAAACCGUAAGAGAACAACUGAGAAAUGAUUUCAAGACUUUCCAUGUAUUGAUAUUUGGUGAUGUGAACAAGUUAGAAGAUCUGUAUGGUCCUUGGCAAAUCUUUGCAAGCACGCCCGAAUAUUCUACAUCAGGCAAUGCGCUAGAAGUUCCUGCUGUACCACGCCUGAUAAAUUCUCUGUCCAAACUUGGACAGCAUCCGGGGAAAGCGGCCUACCUAAUAACAACACCAGCAUCCGAGUCUAGCUACAUGACUGUAGUAGCAAAGACUCACAUUGGUUUGACCUAUGAUCAUCCAGACAUUCCCGCUAUCACGCUAGCUGCUCAAUAUCUUGAAUGCGUUGAAGGUCCCUUUUGGAAAGGAAUUCGGGGAGCAGGUAUGGCUUACGGUGCAAGCAUGCUACGUUUAGCCGAAUGUGAUGUGCUUGAGUUCGUCGUUUACAGAGCAGCAGACGUAAUUGGUGGCUUCAAUACAGCGAGAGAAAUCGUUAAUGCCUUAGCCACGGGCCAAACCGAAUUCGAAACCCAUUUGAUGAAAGGCGCUAUGAGCAGUGUAAUCAAUUCGAUUGCUACUUCUGAACCAGACUAUUUCUCCAGUGCGCUCACGAGAUAUGUGGACGAUUUCUGUAAGCAGAGGGGUCCCAAAUACAACCACACUUUAAUUAAAAGACUGAACACAGUCUCUGCAAAGGAUCUACAAAGAGUGAUGAAAGAUUACUUCGUCCCUCUUUUCAUUUCCGCGUCUAGUGCAGUAUUUAUGAGCUGCCAUCCUAGCAAAGCCGAUGCAGUGACGCAGUUUCUGGAAAAGGAAGGGUAUAAUGUGAAGCUAGAGGAAUUAGAAGAGGACUCUGAAGACGAAGAAGAAGGAGGCUCUAGCGACGAAAGCGAAACGGACGAUGAAGCGGGCUCUGACGAUGCAAGCAAUACAGCGUCCGCGAAGUAA